AUGUGCACAUUUUUGGGCACAAAACCAACCUUUAACCAGUUAUCAGUGCACUUGAUUGGACUGUGGCUGCCCUCCAUGCCGAGCUCUGACACUAUCAUCUCUAUCGGCAACAGUGAUGAUGAAGAUAGGGAUGAUAGAGAUGAUGAUGCUGAUGAUCGUAACUAUAAUGAUGAGUAUGAUGAGAAGAAGGAGGAGAAGAAGAAAGAGGAGGAGAAUGGUGAUGAUGAUGAUGAUGAUGAUGCUGAUGAUCGUAACUACAAUGAUGAUAAUGAUGAGGAAAAGAAGAAAAAGAAGGAGGGGCAGCAGCAGGAAGAGAAGGAGAAUGGUGAUGAUAAAGAUAGGGAUGAUAGAGAAAAGGAGGAGGAGAAGAAGAAGGAGGAGCAGCAGCAGCAGCAGGAAGAAAAGGAGAAUGGUGAUGAUGAAGAUAGGGAUGAUAGAAAUGAUGAUGCUGAUGAUCGUAACUAUAAUGAUGAUGAUGAGGAGGAGGAGAAGGAGGAGGAAAAUGAUGAUGACGAUGAUGCUGAUGAUCGAAACUAUAAUGAUGAUGAUGAUGUCGAGAAAAGGAGGAGAAUAAUAAGAAGAAGCUGGAGGAGGAGGAAGAGAAUGGUGAUGAUGAUGAUGAUGCUAAUGAUCGUAACUAUAAAUGAUGAAGAUGUGGAGAAAAAGGAGGAGGAGAAGAAGAAGGAGGAGGAGGAGAAGCAGCAAGAUGAUGAUGCUGAUGAUCUUAACUAUAAUGAUGAUGAUAAUGUGGAGGAUAAGGAGGAGGAGAAGAAGAAGGAGGAGGAGAAAAUUGUUGAUGAUGAUGAUGCUAAGAAGAAGGAGGAGGAAGAGAAUGGUGAUGAUGAUGAUGAUGAUCGUUACUAUAAUGAUGAUGAUGAUGAUGCGGAGAAGAAGUAG
Messenger RNA from Protopolystoma xenopodis, 897 nucleotides. The record is from the annotation of a GenBank genome assembly. NCBI's taxonomy places the organism in Eukaryota, Metazoa, Platyhelminthes, Monogenea, Polystomatidea, Polystomatidae.